AUGCUGCGAGCUUGCAGGCACGGCCUUCACUCAGAUGAGGCCACAGAAUCUCUUGACUUCUACUUCACAUCAACUGAACAAUCAAUGGAUUACGUUGCCGACCGUCCACGACCACGGCGCAAGGCCGUGGUGACUUCGGGUGCGAUGCAGGAGUCCGCGGACGAUGAGAGCGACGUGGGUUCCAGCGUUAACGUCGAAGUUAACGUCGAAGAGCAGCCUACCAAACUUUAUCCGCGGUCCUCGACGGCAAGCUCGAAUGCCAUGCACGACUCGGACCAGCCGUACGAAGUUAAGGUUCCCAAGAAGUACAUCAAGCAGUUCCUGAAAAAGGAGCUGCAGGAGGCCGGCGCGUGCAUGGCACUGCCGAUCGUCAUCCUGAUGUUCGCCUGCUUCUGCCUGGGCACCGUCGGCUCCACGAGCCACUUCAAGACCGAGCAGCUGCACUCCCAGGACUACGCCAUCUCGUUCGACAUCGAGGAGAACGCCAACUUCGCCUUCGCGGGCAGCAUCCCCUUCGAGAUCGGCCGCAUAGGCUGGAAGAACAUUUACGACGUGAACUCGGUCGCGGAUUUCUGGUCCUGGCUCAACUUGGGGUUGCUGCCCAUCUUCUUUCCGGCCGCGCGCAGCUGGGACACUUCCGAGAGCCGCUCCAACGUCGCAGCCCAGUGCGAGUCGUUCAAGAGCUCCCUCGAGGUGGCGCCCGCGCCAGGUUUCUACGGGGGGGCACGCACGCCCCGAACUCCGUGGGGCUCUCGGCGCCCGCGCGCCCAGAGGCCCAACGGGCAUGUCCGCGGCGGGCUGCUGGUCCUGCAGCUCGUUGCCAGCAGCACGGAGGCAUGGCUGGACGUCCUGACGUGCGGCGUCCCUGAGCUGCCGGACUGCUCGAUCGACGUCACCGCGUCCAGCCAUGCCCCCACGCCGCUGGCAGAGAGCUCGGAGACAGACAGCUCGGACGCGGGCAUGCCCGCGAGGCCAGAGCUCACGGCGGCCUUGGCCAACACCACCCGCGAGGGCGGCGCCGCAGAGAGCGAGGGAGCGCGGCAGUGCACUCCGCGCCCGCAGGCCGCGCCGCCCGCGCGCCAGAGCGGGGCACCCGCGCGCGAGGGCGCGUGCGCCAGGCCAGCCGGCGUGGAGCGGCAGGGCGCGGCAGAGCGCGGCUCCCGCACCGCAGUCGAGCGCGAUGGCGAGGACAUUGUUGCAGAGGGCUGGAGCAGCCUGCUUGCGUGCGCGGGAGCCACGGAGGGCCGUUGUCGCCGUGCCCACCGCGCGCGGCCGCCGGGGCUGGUGGCGUUCGUGGAGGCCACGGUCCGCGCGGCUGUGGGCGCCUCCACUGGCGCGGGUGCUGACAAGCUCACGGCGGCGGCGGCCGUGGCUGCGCUGGCGGAGGAGGCGCAGCUCGAGGGUUGCUGCGACGUUGAGCGAGGCAUCCAGGUCGACAGUGCCGAGGGCGACGUUGCCGCAGGCCCUGACAGGCCAUGUGUCCGCGGAGCCAAGCAGUUCGGUAAAGUGCAGCACGAUUUCGACGAGGUCGCGAAGUCUGGGGAGGAGCCGACGGCGGAGAGCGUCGUUGAGGUUUCCCCUGGGCGGCACACGACCGGGCCAAGUCCGCUCUCUUCUGGCCCGAUCUGCCGUGGGGUGGUGAACCAGGAGAAGGCCGUGAAUUUGAGGGGCGAGAAAGCCGUGAGGGGCGCGGCGUCGCCGUCGGAGGAGAACGUCGAGUGGAAAGCCACGUUCGAGGCCAACCAGGCGGCGCAUGCGAGAGUGGCCGCUGCGGGGGAGUGCCGACUUACCCUGUGGAGGUUCGAGCACGGCGUGCUGGAGCACUCGGGCGAGGGCAUCGUGCUGCAGGGGCCCGCGCGGGAAAUCGGCAAAGACAAGGCGAAACCCGUGGACGUCAUGGGCGACGACGAGGGCUUCAGCAAGCAACGGAGGAAGAAGAAGGGCGCUUUCGUCAAGGCCGCGGCGCGCGACGGCAUGAUCGAGGCCGCGUGUCGGCUGGCAAAGGUGGCACUUGAGGGCCCCCUUGACCGGGCCAACGCGGUCGCGCUCGACAACCCUCUGAGCGACGCUCAGCGAUUGGACAUGGCGCGCAGGCGGGGCUCACAGGUGGGGGAGGCCAUCUGGCGUGCGGUGGCCGAGGAGAUGCCGAAGGAGGAGCUGCGCGGGUCGGACACUGCGGCCGCCCACGAGCUCGCGGCGCCCCCCCAUCGGGCGCUGCUCUCCGCGCCGCCCGCCGUGGGCGCCCCGCGAGCGGCCGGCGGCCGGGCGCCCGGCUGCCGCGGCGGCCCUGGCGGAGCGGCGGAGGCGCGCAAGGCGGCUCGCGGCGGUGGCGACGCUGGUGGCGGGGGAGCUGCGGCCUUGGGGGCCGAGGUCGACGACGAGCUGGACGACGUCUGGGCGGACACGCUGGGUGGCGAAGUCGCCGUCGGCGCCGAGGCAUGGCCCUGCGUGCCCGUGGGGCGGCGGCGGCAGCUGAGGCUCGCGGCGAGGUCGGCCCUGGCGGCGCCUGCUGUUCUCCCCGCGGCCUCGGGGGCGGUUGCGGCUGGCGGUGCGGAGUUACGCAUCCAGCGCACUCUUCAGAACCAGAUGGCAGAUGUCACCAAGACCCUGCAGAACACAGUCGCCAACAGCUUCCAGGACAUCACCAAAGAGCUGGAGAGGCAGCUGGCGCCGCACGUGCAGAAGAUCGAAGAGCACACGCAGGAUCUCGCCAAGAUCAAGGCCUCCUCCGCGCACCUCGAGCAGUCGAACAAGCAGAUGGCAGACCAGAUCCGCGAGUUGCAGACCACACUGGCCCACGUGGACUCCUUGGGACGCAGCGACGCCCCUGACAUGCUGCGCCUCGCCGACUGGGACCGACCCGCGGACCCACAGCUAUUUGUUGCCAACUGCCACAAGCCGUGUGCACCAGCCGCCAUCCUCGACAGCUUGUCCCAGUGGCUGGAGGCGGCCAAGACCACGAAGGCACAGAUCACCAUCAACGAGAAGGAGCCCUCCAAGCGCUUCCACAUCCACGUGCCAGGCGCUGCAGAUGGCCGCGCGCGUGCUCUUCACCUCACCAAACACCUCAGAUGUGAAUCUGGACGGUGGCGUGACUUCUCUGUCCGUACUGUGGAAGGCAAUGACGAGAAGCUCUACAUCAACCCUGACAAGAACCCUCGGGCCAUACGUCAAGAAGUGCAAACAAAAAAGCUGCUGUCUAUCUGCAAAGAAACUCUCCCUGGUGACUGGUGGAUGCAACGCAGCGCUGGCAUCAUUCACUUCGGCACCACACCGAUCGCCGAGGUCAAACCACAGCGCCCUGAUGAACCGCCCCAGCUGUCGUGGAGUCCUGCAGCAAAGAAUGACCUGCAGCUCAACACCACGGCCAUAUCGAAUCAGUUCAAGGCGCUCUUCCGUGCGGUGAGCGACCACGCCAUCAUCGAACUCAAGAUUGAGCCGCGCAAGGAGACCGACAAGAACAACCAGAGCAUCCCCUCCUUCAUCUUCAGCACAAAGGACUACAAGGAGCAGCUGGCCACCUGCCUGGAUGCAUGCGACAUCGAUCAGCUGUCGCCCACGGAGCAGUGGGAGUGCGUCAAGCGGCAGAUGAUCCUGGCCGCGGAGGGUGCGCGGAACGCCGUCAUGCGGACCCCCAUCGGCGACAACUCCAGCAACGACAUCGAGGCCAGGUGCAUGGCUAUGCGAGCGAUCGCUCGAGCUGUAUGGCGUCAGGACCGCCGGCUGGCGACGCGGCUGCUGGAGCGCGCUGCUGCUGGCCCCGUCCACCUUCGGGUGGAAGGCUCCUCCGUGGCCCUGCGGGACGCGGCGCGCUUCGAGGCGGAGGUGCUCGCGCUCAGCGAGGAUGGAGCGGCCGAGGACCGCGCCAUGCGACUGCGAGCCUCCCAGCACAUUGCAUACCGCGAGCGACGAUCGCGGCGGCUGAGGUUCGCGCCAAUGAAGGUGUGCCUCGCCGUCCCGCUGUCGCUGUCGCUCCUGGCCCCGGCGGCCUUAGCUGCCGGAGGCGGGGUGACGCCAGUGCAGAAGGUUAUCCCAAGAGCUCAUGGAGAACAUGCUUGCGAAAGGGAAGAGAAGCACGCCGAGGAGGUGCAGUUCGCCGCCUACAAGCAAUUCUGCGACGACACCACCGUCGAGAAGGAGAACGCGAUCAGCGAGGCGGAGGAGAGGAUCGAGGUGCUCACGGCGGACAUCGAGAAGCGUCAGGCGACGGCGGCACAGUUGACCUUGGAGAUCAAGGAUCAUGAGGCUGACAUCGCCAGCUGGGACGGCGACAUGAAGGCAGCUGCGAAGGUGAGGAGCACGGAGAGAGCCGCCUACAGCGACGAGCACAAGGACGACCUGUCCGAGUCGGUGGACGCUCUCCAGCGCGCCAUCCAGAUCUUGAAGAAGCAGGCCUACGACCGAGGGCAGGCCUCGCUCGUACAGGUGCAGGCCCUGCAAAGCGACAAGCUCAUCCCAGACGAGGCCAAGAGGGCCAUCGCGGCAUUUCUGCAGCAGGACCCGCAGGAGAGCCUGCUCGCGAUCACGGCGCCGGAGGCGGCCGGGUACGAGUUCCAGUCGCACGGCAUCAUAGAGAUGUUAGCCAAGUUGCUUGACAAGUUCAUCAGUGAGCGCACCACGCUCGAGAAGGAGGAGCUGAACAAGAAGCACGCCCACCACCUCACGAUGCAGGACCUCAGCGCUCAGAGCGACCAGGCGAAGCAGGACGUGUCGGACAAGACGCAGCUCAAGGCCAAGAACCUGGAGAUGGCCGCGGACGCCAAGGCCGACCUGACCGAGACGCAGGACACGCUCGAGGCCGACAAGAAGUACUUGGCGGACCUCCAGGCCCAGUGCUCCCAGAAGGCCUCGGACUUCGGGUCCCGGCAGCAGCUCCGGGCGGAGGAGCUGGAGGCCCUCGCCAAGGCCAUUCAGAUCAUCUCCAGCGAGGGCGUCGCUGGCAGCGCCGAGAAGCACUUGCCCACCAUGGUGCAGGCCAGGGCCCCGUCGUUCGCGGCCCUGCGGACCGCCGCCGCGCCGUCGGAGAGCCAGGCGCGCGCGGCGGCGUACUUGCAGGAGCGCGCCGAGCAGACCGGGAGCCGCGUGCUCUCCUCGAUCGCGGCGCGGGUGCAGGAGGACCCCUUCGGCAAGGUUAAGAAAAUGAUCAAG
Messenger RNA from Prorocentrum cordatum, 5148 nucleotides. NCBI's taxonomy places the organism in Eukaryota, Dinophyceae, Prorocentrales, Prorocentraceae. The record is from the annotation of a GenBank genome assembly.